Scophthalmus maximus (turbot) is the source of this 2001-nucleotide messenger RNA. It is a transcript of the gene fosl1a, whose product is annotated as FOS like 1, AP-1 transcription factor subunit a. The coding region runs from base 217 to 1254 and encodes 345 amino acids. Gene Ontology annotation, molecular function: RNA polymerase II cis-regulatory region sequence-specific DNA binding; DNA-binding transcription factor activity, RNA polymerase II-specific. The record is from RefSeq and is a predicted model, not a curated record. NCBI's taxonomy places the organism in Eukaryota, Metazoa, Chordata, Actinopteri, Pleuronectiformes, Scophthalmidae. Gene Ontology annotation, cellular component: nucleus. The transcript has 5 exons. Gene Ontology annotation, biological process: regulation of transcription by RNA polymerase II.
CUUUAAGACUUUACAACUUCGCGAUCAUCCACAGACUGUGGCUUCUGGACGUGUGACUAACGAUGACGGCGUGUUCUGAAAGUCACUUUCGGAGGUUUUAGCGCCAUUUGAAAAAAGGGUGAGGCGAUUUCUUCUUCCUUGUCCCCCCUUGGAGACGGAGCCGGUUGGACUCUACCGACUUACUGCAAUAAGACGAAAAAGGGUUUAACGGAAAGGAUGUAUCGCAACUUUGCGGGUCAAGGACGAGGCAACCCGACGCACCCAGGCAGCGUGUCCGAGUCGAACGCUGCAUCCCCGGGAAGCAGCAGCACCUCAGCUACACACCAGGACCAGAAAUAUGCCAUGGCAGGCACCAGUCAGUUUGUACCAAGCCUCAAUGCCAUCACGAGCAGCCAGGACCUCCAGUGGCUGGUCCAACCCUCCCUCAUGCAUCCACCAGGCCCCUCAAGGUCCCCAGUGCCUCCUUACCCAAUCCUCUCGGGGGUACGGACCCUGGGUCCACCACUGUCCCAUUCCCAUCUUUUCAGACCAGGGGUCAUAAGAGCAGCUGCCCACACUCCAGGUUCGACAAGGCGCAGGAACGAUGAACAUUUAUCCCAGGAAGAGAUGGACAGACGCAGAGUUAGAAGGGAGCGGAAUAAAUUGGCAGCAGCAAAAUGUCGCAAUCGCCGACGGGAGCUCACAGACUCGCUGCAAGGUGAGACUGACGAGCUGGAAGAUGAAAAGUCCCGUUUACAGAAGGAAAUAGCUGAAUUAGAAAAGGAGAAAGAUAAGCUUGAGCUGGUCCUGGAAGCUCACCGUCCCAUCUGUAAAAUAGAGGACUCUGAUUCGGAUUCUGACCCAAAUCCAUCAAUUUCCUCUUUGGGAGGCAUCAAAAUGGAGCCAAAGGACUCCAUUAGAUCUGCACCUCGACCUCAAACGAAGAUAGAGAAACCCAAACCGAAGAUAACAAUCCCCACCAAGCCUGUGACCUCAUUUGCCUUGUCUGUUUCCACUGAAUCGGAGUCACUCCAUACCCCAGUACUCACGUCGACUCCCUCACUAAUGGCGUUCACAGCUGGAAUGGUUUUCACCUAUCCCUCCUCCUCAUUGGACACCAAUGCCUCCAUCGCAUCCCAUGCUAGUACAUCACUUCAAGGGAAUGUCCAUCAGCCUCAGGUCCCACAGCCCUGUGGGAUAGCUCAUCGCCGCAGCAGCAGCAGUGGCGACCAAUCAGAUCACUCCCUGCACUCCCCGACCAUCCUCACACUGUGACUGGUGGCCCAUUGAUCCUGGCAAAACACUAAUGUUCGUUUCCACACAGUCCUUACGUGUGUGUGUGACAAAAAGGAUCUCUGAGAAACCUGACGGAAAUGAAAAUAAUGAUAUGAUAACCAAUUCAAAAUUAACCACGUACAGCUGCUUCAUGUCAUCUCUUUAGAAAGUUGAUUCUGUACGUAGAUAGCGUGCAAAUUAGUGGAUUUAUCAGGUUCUGAAUGUUACUCUUUUUUGAGAUUUGAUAUAAAUAUACACUUUAUAUUUCUAAUUUUAAAAAGCUAUAUGAUGUGCAUGCAGAAUAUAUUCACUAAAUAUUCAUGAAAGGAUUAUACAAGCCUUCUAAAAAAUAACUGUGAUAACACCAUCUAAUGAUGUAUAACAGUAAUAAUUCUUAUAUAAUAUUAUACAUAUGUAUAAUUUUUCAUUUAAUGACCUGUUACAUUGUUACAUCACGUUAUGUAACACUUUAUAAAUUUCCUCUGCAAGGAAAAUAGUACUUACAAAUUAAAGGGCAUUAUUUUUGUAUGAAUCUAAUAUAGUCUAUGCAAAUUAUUGACCUCUAAGGCUGGGCCAUAGGAGUUAAUAUAGAUUUAAUAAUCACGUAUUUAUUAUUCAGAGUGUAAUAUAUUUUUGGUAGUGCAUUUUUAAUUUCCCCAGCAAAUGAACUGUUUGGGUGGGCAGUGCCUUAUUUUUAUGUUUUGUCAAAGCUGUACUACUUCACAGAUAAUAAAGAAUAAACGUUCA